AUGUCCAGAGACAAGAAGCGGAAGCGACACCGUAAGUCUGAGGAAGGCACUUCAGAGCAUGUGGCAAAGAAGCAGGCUACGGAACCACUACCAGAGGGCGUCCACUUUUACCAACAUCUAUCAGAGGUGCCCUGGGAUAUCCAAAAAUAUUGGAAGCAAGGCUACGAGAUCUUCUCAAGAUACGACGAAGGUAUCUGGAUGACGGAUAAUUCAUGGUUCGAAGUGACACACGAGGCCAUCGCCAGCAAGAUUGCCAAUCAUCUCGGCCAAGGAGCACCGAAAGAACGAGUCGUGGUACUGGAUCCUUUCUGUGGUGUCGGUGGCAACGUCAUUGCUCUAGCACAGUCCGAUCGAUUCAAGCGGGUGUAUGCGAUCGAGAAGGACCCGGUAGCACUGACAUGCGCCAAACAUAACGCUGAGAUCUACGGCGUAGCCGACAGGAUAACGUGGUUCGAAGGCGACUGCUUCGAGCAACUAGGCAAGGAUGACAACUCAGCCCUUGUGAACUUGAUACGAAAGCACGGCGUUGUGAUUGCGAGUCCACCUUGGGGUGGUCCUUCCUACAAAAGCGCGGACGUCUUCGACCUAGAAACGAUGGAGCCAUACAAGCUAUCAGAGCUUCAUAAAACGUUCACGGGGAUAUGCGACUAUGUUGCUCUUUACCUGCCCAGAACCAGCGAUCUCAAUCAGGUGUCGAGAUUGGUCGGCCGUGGAAACUCCCAAGUCAUACACUACUGUACAAGAGGCAUGAGUCGGGCGCUAUGUGUCUACUUCGGCGACUGGGGCAAGAUUGAGGAGCGAAUAGACAUCUAG
Molecule: messenger RNA, 813 nt
Organism: Cyphellophora attinorum
Lineage: Eukaryota; Fungi; Ascomycota; Eurotiomycetes; Chaetothyriales; Cyphellophoraceae
Product: Trimethylguanosine synthase
Exons: 2
Coding region: 1-813 (270 amino acids)
Biological process (GO): 7-methylguanosine RNA capping; 7-methylguanosine cap hypermethylation
Cellular component (GO): nucleus
Molecular function (GO): RNA cap trimethylguanosine synthase activity
Source: RefSeq, a predicted model, not a curated record